ACUAGGACUAAAAGAAAAAAUGUUACAGACAUGUUUUAACAAAAAAAAAUCUGAGAUUAGAACAAAAAAAAUUGAAAUGUCACAUGGACCAAAACUAUAUUGAAGUUAAAAAGUAAUUCUUUAACUUUAGCUCUAAAGCUCAUCAAUUUAUAUGAUCAUAAUUUGCAAGCCUACUCCCCUUAAUGAUGAGAACCACAACCCUAAACUAAUAAAAAAUUAGAAAGGAAUUUCUUUCAAGCAUUAUUUAUUUGCAACACUACAAUUAUUCCUAAAGCAAUAAGAUUGUUAUAAUUGCUGCCAUAAUGACCACUAUGAUGAUUAUGAAUAACAUACCUUUUCCAAGUACUAUAUAAGAGUCAAGCAUUAUGCCAUUUUCACAAGAUAACUUAUAAAACUACCGUGCCUAAUAACAUGUUCAAGAAAGGUUCUAUCACCAUAUCAAUGUUCUCAAAUUCUAACCUAUUGGUUGGAUUAUACCGUCCGCGGAGGCGGCUGCGACGGCGUAGGGGAAGCAGCGUCCGGCUAGGGAACAAGCGACGAGGUUUUUGCCUUGGAUCUCGUCGUGUGGUACAAUGGGGUGUCAUGGCUCCUUUUAGGAUGUUGAAGAAAAUCUUAAUGGAAAUCGCACCAAAGGGACAUUGGAUAGAAGCUUAUUGUUGGUCUUUACCACUUCUACGUCCUCAACUAUUCCCCCUUUGUUAAUCACAACUAAACGGAUUUCAUUCCAUCCCUAAUACAAUCUCCAUAGAAAUUGUGAAACAGCAAAAAGAAAAAUACAUGAAUGAGUGUGUAAGUUGUAAUCAAAACUUCCUAAGUUUUAUUCCUCUGCUUGGAGAAAGAAUCAUGUAAACGUUUUCUUUUGUAAUCCAUAAUGUAAAAAUGUCCAAGAAAAAUCAAAUUACUCUAUACUUUUGUGUGGUUA
Molecule: messenger RNA, 922 nt
Organism: Cicer arietinum (chickpea)
Lineage: Eukaryota; Viridiplantae; Streptophyta; Magnoliopsida; Fabales; Fabaceae
Source: RefSeq, a predicted model, not a curated record